This is a messenger RNA of Cooperia oncophora, 348 nucleotides long. The record is from the annotation of a GenBank genome assembly. NCBI's taxonomy places the organism in Eukaryota, Metazoa, Nematoda, Chromadorea, Rhabditida, Trichostrongylidae.
UUGUAUUUUAUUUGUUUUUUAAGGUACUUAAACUGGAAUGGAGAAUUCUACGACUUGGAGAAGAAAUUGAACAAGACGAGAGAUCCAGUCGAGGACCAAGUGGGAGGCCAUUGCUCUGGACUGAUCAAGGUGGCACCGAAUAAUGCGGAUCUUUUCAUCUCCCAAGUAACCAUGAGUGGAUUCCAAAACAUGCUCAGGGUACUCAAGCUUUACAAGUUUGGCUAUGAGCGUGAAUUCUUCCCGGGUUACGCCACUUCGAUGGCUUCGUAUCCUGGAUUCCUCUACUCAUCAGAUGACUUCGCACUUAUGUCUUCAGGACUGAAAGGCGGUCCAUUGUACUCCAUUUAA